AUGGGUGCGAUAAAUAUCCCAUUUUAUAGGGAGCUUCAGGAAAUAUUUGCUGGAGACGCAUCAGUGGAACCCAAAAGAGCGGCCGGAGGGAACGGUCUUGAGUUCAGACAUCUGGAGGACACAGAGGAACCUUUGGGGAUGCCACCUCAGACCCAGUCAAGUGAUGAUUUUAGCCCCAGUGCUGGUUCAGAAGAUUUAUUUUCACAAGAAGUACAACCAGGGACAUUUCUGCUUAACUUGACGUCAAUUAAUGACGAUGCUGACAUGACUCAAAUUCAACUUGAUGAUGGAGAAACUGGUGAACAUAACAGCAAUACAAAUGUUCAGCAUAAGGAUAGCCAAGAUGUUAAUAUGUGUUCUGAUGAUGAAAACAAUGAAUGUGAAUUUCCCAAUCUUCAACCUGUGAAACCCAGCGCUACUUUUGCCGCCCGUCAACGUCAAGGUUUGACGCCGUCCGAGAGACGUGCAAUGAUUAAAAGGCGGCAGGAAAAAUCGACUUGUGAGAAAAUGUGUGAAAAAUUGAUUGAGUGUUCCCAAAAUAAUGUUAAAAUGAUGAUUGAAAACAGCAAUGAUCGAUUUGCAAAAGAGAUGAAUUGGAAGGAAAUGUAUUUUCGAAAAACCGGUGAUAAUUUUAUUAAGCUUAUUUCUGUUUUGGAAGAUUUCUCUUCAAUCUACAAGGAGGCUUGUGCCAACUUUCAAAAUAAAGAAGUCAGGAUUUUGAGAUGGGUUAAGAAAAAACCAAGAACUAAGAAGAAUGUGCAACUCACUCCUGAAAAGAAUAUUGACAAAAAAGAAUUUUUGGUGGGCAACAGGGAUAAUGAGGCAAGUACUAGGAGAAUCCAGGUGCCAGAGCCCAAAGUAAGGUCACAAAGACUUAUUCGCAAGCCAGUCCCCUUCUCACCGUAAUAUUUGGCAGUGAAGAAAAGUGUUAAAUAUUAAUACAUAUAUGUGUUAAUAAUUAAAUCUUUGCAAUGUAUGAUUAAAACAUAGU
Sceloporus undulatus (fence lizard) is the source of this 991-nucleotide messenger RNA. RefSeq lists its product as uncharacterized. Lineage: Eukaryota; Metazoa; Chordata; Lepidosauria; Squamata; Phrynosomatidae. The record is from RefSeq and is a predicted model, not a curated record. Bases 1 to 906 code for a protein of 301 amino acids. The transcript is spliced from 3 exons.